Molecule: messenger RNA, 777 nt
Organism: Hyaloscypha bicolor E
Lineage: Eukaryota; Fungi; Ascomycota; Leotiomycetes; Helotiales; Hyaloscyphaceae
Exons: 3
Coding region: 1-777 (258 amino acids)
Source: RefSeq, a predicted model, not a curated record
AUGAUCUCAGCGCUGGUUCCUCCAGAAGCCACCGUGUACCUAGUUCUAAGCUUCUGCUCCCACUCAUCUCGUCCAGCGCCGCAAAAAUGUCUUCCUUCACCGAGGAGAAAAUGCCAAGCUGCCAGCCAGCACUCCUUGCAAAUCCCUGAACCAACCCCUAUUCUUACCAAGUCCAAGUUGAAACUCCGAAAAUCCGAUGGUAUCACUACAGAGAUCUCUGGUGAUGGAUUCGAAUGCUUUCCUUUCCUACCGAAAAAGGUGCGCGAUAUGAUCUGGAAACUCGCAAUGCCAUACCCCAAAGUAAUCGCUGUUUCCGUCCAAAUCAAGAGCUGUAAUACUACUAAAGGUAGUGAGAACCACGGUUGCGACGGGUAUAAAGAUAUCUCAUUCGUCACCUCUGCUGUUGUAGAUAACCGAUUCGGAAUGGUGAUGGCGUGCAAGGAAUCUCGUUACAUUGGGCACCAAGCUUUACCCCAGUCCACUCCCACAGCAUACUCUCAGCUGGCUGGCAUCAGAUACAAUCCCGAUGACACAAAAAUCCGCGAAAACUUCACAAACAUUCUGUUCUCGUUUGAGUUCGGUAAUAGGCCCUAUGGACUCAAAACUCUUGUGGUUCCAGUAGAAGACGUCUGGUGUACCGAUCCUGCUGGAGAUCAUCCUGCCUACCGCUGGGGUGCUAACGACCACAACUGGCAGCAAAUACUUAGGUUCAUGUUCAAGGAUGUUAAGUUAUUGCAGAAAUCGACCUCCCGGGUAGCUAUACCUUCCGCGACCUAA